AUGAAUUGUGAUCAACUUCAACAGAGUAAUAAUAGUAAUAAUAGUAAUAAUAAUAAUAAUAAUAAUCAGAAUCAGAAUCAAAAUCAAAAUAAUAAUUUAUUCUUUAAAAUAUUUAGAAAUUCUAUUUUAAAAAAUAAGUUAUUUGACCAAAUAAAAUGGAUAGGUGAUACUCUGAGAGUAGCUAAAGAUUCCGUGGAGAUUUACAGUUGGUUGGAGUUGAUUGAACGACCGUGUCAGCUGAUUCGCUACGGAUACUUUGAAGAGUUUAAAACGGUAUUGGCUAGAGUAUUGAGUGAUCGUGUACUUUAUCGUAGACCAAUCGAAGAGUUUGCAAGAUCACUCGUGGUUGCAGGUGCAAUCGGAAAGCUUGAGUUUAUUCAAUUGGUAAACGAGUGUCAUCGUGAUAUCCUCUAUGACAGUGUCAUCAUACUGACAACGCAAAACGCUAUAGCACAAGGACACUUUCACAUCGUUAAAUACUUGCAUGACAACGAUCUAUCGCUUGGAUUCACAUCUCUUUCGAUCAACAUGGCCGCAAAGUAUAAUCGGCUCGAUAUAUUGGAGUUUCUUCAUCGCUAUAGGUUCGAUGAUUGCACUGAGGAAGCAAUGGAUGUUGCCGCGAGUAAUGGGCACUUGCACGUCGUUCGUUGGCUCCAUCAAAAUCGAACUGAAGGUUGCAGUAAGCUUGCUUUGGAUAUGGCUGCAUCGAAAGGGUACCUAGAGAUCGUCCAGUUUCUACAUGAAAAUAGAACGGAAGGAUCCACUGAGAAAGCACUGGAUUGGGCGGCAUCGAACGGCCAUAUUGAUAUCGUUAAAUAUCUCCAUAAAAAUAGGACGGAACCAUGUUCGAUUCGAGCAAUGAAUCAAGUGGCUGCCGGUGGUCACACUGAAAUAUUCAAAUUCCUACAUCGCAAUAGAACCGAGGGAUACAGUAGUGUUGCUUUUCGUAACGCUUGUCUAAAUGGUCACAGUGAAAUCAUCCACUAUAUUCUGCAGAAUCAGAUGUUCAAAUCGAUAAACGACUACGAUUUGGAAAUGGUUACGGUAACAGGCGAUUUGGAGCUGAUCAAGAGUCUUCACUCACUUGGAUUCCGACCGAAUGGCGCAAUCGACACUGCAUGCGCACAUGGAUAUCUAGAGAUCUUAGAGUAUUUCACAUCGAUUCAAAUGCAAGGUUGCACCGUUAAAUCAAUGGAUUUGAGUGCGGCAAACGGCCAUUUAGAAAUUGUUAAAUAUCUACACAAUCAUAGAACUGAAGGUUGUACAACUCGUGCUCUUGAUGCCGCUGCAACCAAUGGACACUUGGCGAUUGUUGAAUUUCUUCAUAGCUGCCGGACCGAAGGUUGUUUGAGGUCGACACUUGGAACUGCCACUGCCAAUGGACAUGUCAAAGUAGUGAAAUUCCUCGCAGAGAAUUGUACCGAUUGCAAUAAAUUCGGUGCACUCAACAUUGCUGCGCUACACGGCCGUCUUGACCUGGUGACUUACCUCCUGGAGAAUAUACAUCAACAGAUGGAAAGUAGACAUCUGCCAAUCUCGCCAAACGAACAUCUAUAUUUCAUAAAUGGAUCGAUUGAGGAAGCAGCGAAAAAAGGACACUUGGAUAUCGUGCGGUAUCUCUUUGAACAAUAUAAAAUCGUUGAACGAAAAGCAAUUGCUGGCGGUGCUGUUUCUGCGUCGACCUUUUCAAACAACCAAGUGAGACGCUACUCCGAUUACCUUGUGAUUAAAUACACGAUUGAGAAUCACCAAUCUAAGUUCACAUAUAAUGCACUUCAUGAAUCAGUAAAAUUCGGAAUGUUGGAGACGUUCAAGCUGUUGUAUGCAAACCGUCAUCUUGGAAUCAAUCUUAACGAUGAUGCCAUCGAACAAUUGGUACUUGGAUCAUCGAAAUACAUAUCGAUAAUCGAUUACUAUCUAUCACAAAAACCAACACAACAAAACGAUCACAACACAUCAGCAUCUUUGUCAUCAGCCAACCCAAAUUCCAAAAGCAAUGGUUUUCUAAAACGUCUACAAUAUAAAAUUGAAAAGUUCCAAUUUAGACUAAUCAUAAAUUAA
Heterostelium album PN500 is the source of this 2061-nucleotide messenger RNA. RefSeq lists its product as uncharacterized. Gene Ontology annotation, molecular function: protein binding. The coding region runs from base 1 to 2061 and encodes 686 amino acids. Lineage: Eukaryota; Evosea; Eumycetozoa; Acytosteliales; Acytosteliaceae. The transcript has 2 exons. The record is from RefSeq and is a predicted model, not a curated record.